This is a messenger RNA of Paraphaeosphaeria sporulosa, 855 nucleotides long. RefSeq lists its product as uncharacterized. NCBI's taxonomy places the organism in Eukaryota, Fungi, Ascomycota, Dothideomycetes, Pleosporales, Didymosphaeriaceae. The record is from RefSeq and is a predicted model, not a curated record. Bases 30 to 626 code for a protein of 198 amino acids. The transcript has a single exon.
GUUCUAGACAUACCAAAAUUUUUCAAACCAUGCAAGGAGACAUUGACAAAGAAUUUGCACACUCAGGUAGUAAUAAGGGGGACAUCUCCAAAUGGAUUCGAAACCUAUACCACGAAUCCCGUGGUGCCGAGCUACCUGGCACUAUUAAUCCGCGAGUUCUUGAGAACAUGUUCCGUCAGCAAUCCGAGCCCUGGAGAAACAUCGCGACCGUCUACAUUGAAAGAAUCGGCACUGCUAUCCAGAGAUUCAAUGAAGCUAUCUUCGCAGAAAAGAUCUCAGACGAUGAGUUGAGAAUGAAACUCAUGGCCAAGCUAUCUCAUAGACAUGGUCAAACACUCGACAAAGCCAGCCAGCAACUCAUAAUCAUCUUGAACGAUAAGAGAGGUGGGAUCCUUCAAACGGUAAACCACUACUUCACUAACACGCUCUCUGCUAUCCGUAAAGAGCGAGUUUUGGCAAGACUAGAGGAUGCCGGUGUCAAAGACGGGUUCGCGGUCGAUCUGACCCACAUACUAAAAAGCAUCCAUCUCAGCAAUGAAGAUCAGGCUAUCAAUGACAUUCAUAAUACACUAAAAGCCUAUUACAAAGUGGCUUUGAAACGGUUCACAGACAACGUUGUUCUCUAGGUUACAGAACGUCUAUAUCUUGGCCCUAAUAAUCCAGUGAAAAGCCUGUCCUCUGAGAUAAUUGGCGAUUUAUAGGACGGCGAGUUGACCGAUCUGGCAGGUGAGAACUUUGUUACCUCGAGCACCAGAAACGAACUCCUCAACAAGUAUGAGCGAUUCCAGAAAGCACUAGAAAUUGCAAGACAUACACUCAUGUAAUUAGCUAUCCAUUUAAGGAUAGGGUGGAGAG